Molecule: messenger RNA, 3726 nt
Organism: Prorocentrum cordatum
Lineage: Eukaryota; Dinophyceae; Prorocentrales; Prorocentraceae
Source: the annotation of a GenBank genome assembly
AUGGCUUCGAAGAUGCACCUCGACGGUAUCGACCAGAUCCUCGAGGCGGUGGGCUGCGAGGUGGACGAGGGCCGCGAGACGUCCGCUGUGUCCAAGUGGCUGCUGCAGACCACUCUUGGAAUGCAUCGUAUCCACUGGGUGGUGGCUUGCGGCUACGUCAUGGCGCCCUUGGGGGAGGUGCUCACGUUCACCAUGGCCUCCGAGUGGGGUCUGCGCUCUCAGUCGAGCUGGAUCCCAGGCUGGUUCCCCGGCAACGUGAAGGCCGCGGUCGAUGGCCCGAUGGAUCCAUCGUUGUUGCGACUGGUCCUCUUCUGCACCAACGCCCUGGCGAUGUGCAUCGGCCUGCCCUGGUGGGCAUGGCUCUGCAAGAAGACGGAACCGCGCUGGGCCCUCGCGGGGGCGAUGCUGGGGCAGCUGCUGCUGCUGGUCGGCUUCCUGCCUGUGCCUCCGAACGUCUACGGAGCCGUGGCGCUGAUGUUUCUGCACGGCUUCAUCGCUGGGGCCUCUAUGCUCUUCGUCGUCUUCAACUUCAUGAUGUCGAUCCGGGCGGACGUCAGCCAGGCAGCUCUCCGCAUGGGCCGCAUGGAAACGGUGCGGUACUGCGUGUCCUGGCUUGCCACCGCGUUCGUCUACUUGGCGUCGCCAGACGGCGUGCCCGGCACCAAGGAGGACCCUCUGCCCGCCCGGGUUCUGCUCCUGGCCGCGCCCCUCGGCAUCGGCGUGGCCUUCUCCGCCGGGGCGGCAGGCGCCUUGUGCCUCUUCGCGCCUCGCCCUUACAGGGAGGACAGGUUUCCAGCCUGGGACCUCGGGCUCAUCUUUCACAAGCGGUCCUUUGUCUGCCUCGCGCUGUCGGAGUGCAUAGGCAGCCUCAUGGCGUUCCCGUCGCUCAGCUAUGCCAGCUGGUGGCUCGACAACGGCUGGCAGGCCGAGGAGCUGGCGGAGGUCAGCGCCGUUCUCGCAGUGGUGCUGGCGGUCGGUGUCAUGCUCUGGGCAAAGGCGUUGAGUCUGGCCUCGGUGCACGGCUUCUCCUUGCUGAUCAGCGUCACCGUCUUUUUGCUGCCUCCGAGCUUGCUGGCGGCAUUCUGUCAGAUGGAAGUGUCCUCCUUCGAGUACCGCGGCCGCUCUUACGGGGCGAUGGUUGUGUGCGCGUUCACGCUCCUGCUGCAGGGCAUGCAGUCAUCUGCUAUCUGGGCGGCAAAAAUCCGCAUCCUCGGCAGCAGAUGGCGGCUCCUGAGCUACUGCACCGUGACGCUGUGUGCCUCGCAGUUCUGCACCUUCCUGUCGCCCAUCGUCUGCGAGUACAUCGCCCGGCAGUACUCGGUCUCGUUCCUGACGCGCAACCAGGAGGAGCUGGCAACGGCGGUCACCGCGUGCGUGGUGCCGCUGGGCGUGGCGCAGUACGUCGCCCAGCUCGCGGCGUCGCCUUUCAUCCACGGCGACAUGGGGAGCGCGCGGCACCGCCUCCGCGAGGCGACGUGCUGCAGCAACGUCUGCAGGCCGCGGUCCUUCGCGGCCAGGCCUCCUAUCCUUCUCGCCGCCGCCAUCGGCGGUGGCCUCUUGGCUUGGCUGGCCCAGACGGCGUACCUGUGGCUGGACGCGCCCUUGCCAUUCCACCCCGUGCGCAGGUGCCACCAGCUGCCGGAGCAGUGGGUCGGCGCGGGCUGCCACCAGCUGGCCACGAGAUCGCACGCAGACUUUGGCCUGAACGAGUUCGGCCAGAGCACGACCGCCAAGCUUAGGUGCCACCAAAUGAUGAAAAAGGAAAGCGGAGACACGUUCGAGCUGCGGGAUGUCGGUACAGGCGUCGGCACCUGCCGCGUGCUGGCGUGCGCGUCAAAGGAGCGACUGGUGCAGGCCGAUGGUGGACUGGUGCGGGGCGACCGAGACGUGUACUCGCGGUACUGCAGCCUCUUCGGCCAGAACCUCGUCGUUGUACACCUCUUCGAGUGGCGCUGGCCCGACAUUGCCAAGGAGUGCACCACAUACUUAGGACCCGCUGGAUUCGAUGCCGUCCAAGUGUCCCCUCCCUUUGAGCACGUCCUGGGCUCGCCGUGGUUCACCCGCUAUCAGCCAGUGUCUUACAAGUUGGAAUCUCGUUCGGGUACCGAAGAGGAGUUCAUCGACAUGGUCAGGAUUUGCCGAGAUGCUGGAGUGUCAAUCAUGGUUGAUGCUGUCAUCAACCACAUGGCCAGCAAGGUGAUGGUUUGGCCAGAGAGCAACAACAGCGACGAACCAUUUAAGUGCAAUAAUUCCGAGAAGCUUGGAAGCAACCUGCAGUGCCGGGGCUGGGACGGCACGCAGUUCGGCGAUAGGCACUUCUGGGAUGGGGGUACGUCCUACAAGCCCGAGGAGUUCCACCACUACGCUGGCAACGUCCGCUCGAACUGCGCCCUGCCGCCGUGGACUAACAACCGGCACCUCUGUGACCUCCAGGGUCUCCCAGACCUGGACACCGAGCAGAAGAAUGUCCGCGAGAAGCUGACUGGCCUGCUGACCAGGCUGUACGAGAUCGGGGUGACCAUGUUGCGCAUCGACGCUGCCAUGCUGAUCUACCCGGAGUCGACAGGCCAGAUCCUGGAGCCGAUACCCUGGGACUACGUCGUCCAGGAGUACUACCCCGACAAGCUACAGGUGGAGAGAAGAACUCUGACGGACGCCGUCGACAUCUCCGCCCUCACCAACUUCAAGUACGGGUGGACGCUGGCCACCAUCUUGUUCGACUCUUUCGACGAGGAGUCCGACGGGUGGAUCCGGCGCCACCAACUCGGGGAGCUGUUGGAUUUAAAUUCGGAUCGCAGCGAGUUCCCAGACAAGCCUCUCCCUGUCGCACAUGGCCUCCAGUUCCUGGACAACCACGACCAGCAGCGCGAGAGAUGGAAGGCCUGUCAAAAUCUCGGCGACACGGGGUGCAGGAGCCUGCACGUGAACGGGAGCGUGUGUGAGGAUCCAGAAGACGGGAAGUGCCGCCCGAUCUACAAGAACGGGGCGAUAUACCACAUGGCCAUGGUGUUCUCCUUGGCGUGGCCCUUUGGCGACUCCUUCCGGAUCAUGUCUUCCUUCGCGUGGACGUUCUUCAGGGAGGGCCCACCCGGCACACGCAGAAACGCUUCGAAGGACAUGGCUGACUCUGUGUGGGUCACGGGCGACGUCUCUUCGCCCUCGCGCUGCCGGGCAAGGCCAGAGACGACACCUGCGAGCCUCACUUACGAUCUCAACACAGACCGCCCGUGGGUCUGCGAGCAUCGCUGGGAGGGCGUGCCAGGCUUGGUGCGCGUGAGGAAGCAGCUGGGCUCCGUGUGCGGCGGGGACUGGCGGGGCUGCCACGUGCGCAGCCGCGACAGCUGGGACGACUUCGCGUCCUUCGUGGUCGCCGAGAGAAGUGGCGACAGCGCGCUCGCCUUUGUGGCCCUGAGCCGUGGGUUCAACCACGUUACGCAGCUGGGCUCGAACCAAAGCUGGAUCCUGGCGGAGUGGCGGACGAACGCCACACUGCCACCGGGCGAGUAUUGCAACCUAGCCUCCGUGCGUGGCCCUGUGGCGCAGGCGCUCGAGCCUCGGUGGCCCGCCAACUGCAAGGAGUCCGUCCGCGUGGGCCCAGAAGGCCUCUUCACCCAAGGUGUGGUCAGGAGCGGUUCCUCGGUAGUCAUCCACAAGCUGUACAGGCGGGACCUUGCCCUCUCUCCAGAGCGCAAGCGCGACGGAAAUGAGGAGGUGCUGAUCACCUGA